Messenger RNA from Neolamprologus brichardi, 601 nucleotides. The record is from RefSeq and is a predicted model, not a curated record. NCBI's taxonomy places the organism in Eukaryota, Metazoa, Chordata, Actinopteri, Cichliformes, Cichlidae.
CAGCAAAGGUAAAACAGACUGUAAACAUAGCGGAGCUGGGUUGCGUCAAUAACAUUUUACUAAAAGUAUUUUUGUAACUGACCGCUUUACAGAUUAUUCAAACGUAAAUGGACACGCAGUCGUAUUUUCCCGUACCGCCUGGGGUGGGUAUGGAGGAGAAUUUCCUGUCUUUGGACGAUAUUUUGCUCUCUCAUGAGAGACUUCCUAUCCGGACAGAGUGCACUUUCCCUCGGCUUGGCUUUCUGGAGAAGUCGAGUGACACGCAGGACAUCCCGGAGACAUUUAUCGCUCGCUUCAGGCGGACCAUGGACUCCUCGCAGAACGCCUACAACGAGGACACGUCAGCGUUCGUGGAGCGUCUGGACUGUCUGGAGAAGGCUCUAUUCAGGUCUGGCCAGAGCGGCCUAAACGGCUUCCAGAGCUGGGAGAAGGGGCAGGCCUCGCAGCUCACCGCCUCCAGCCUGGUUCUCAACUACCGCAAGAGGAAAAUCACUGAUGUUCAGCCCUAGCCCUGCUCGCCCGCAGGAGACUCUUUUUAGUGCCGUCUUUGUCCACGGACCGCUUCUUCCCCUCAGCCUGAGCCAUGCAGGAAGUGUUGAGA